This is a messenger RNA of Dipodomys ordii (Ord's kangaroo rat), 3129 nucleotides long. It is a transcript of the gene Clcn2, whose product is annotated as chloride channel, voltage-sensitive 2. Gene Ontology annotation, cellular component: membrane. Gene Ontology annotation, molecular function: voltage-gated chloride channel activity. The transcript is spliced from 24 exons. The record is from RefSeq and is a predicted model, not a curated record. Bases 94 to 2790 code for a protein of 898 amino acids. Gene Ontology annotation, biological process: transmembrane transport; chloride transport. Lineage: Eukaryota; Metazoa; Chordata; Mammalia; Rodentia; Heteromyidae.
CCGGACGGGUGCCGGUGCGGGCUCUGCGGGCCGGGAGCCGAAUCCGAGGCAGAACCCCGGCGACCGAGAGCGGCGAGAAGGCAGUGUGCGGAGAUGGCGGCCGCGGCGGCCACGGCGGCGGGGGAAGGGAUGGAGCCUCGGGCGCUGCAGUACGAGCAGACCCUGAUGUAUGGCCGGUAUACUCAAGAACUCGGGGCCUUUGCCAAAGAAGAAGCUGCUCGAAUUCGCCUGGGAGGACCUGAGCCCUGGAAAGGGCCCACUUCUACUCGGACUCCCCCAGAGCUCCUGGAAUAUGGACAGAGCCGAUGUGCUCCGUGCCGCAUCUGUUCCGUACGCUGCCACAAGUUCUUAGUGUCCAGGGUUGGUGAAGACUGGAUCUUCCUGGUCCUGCUGGGACUCCUUAUGGCUUUGGUCAGCUGGGCCAUGGACUAUGCCAUUGCUGUCUGUCUACAGGCUCAGCAGUGGAUGUCCCGGGGCUUGAACACCAGCAUCUUACUCCAAUACCUGGCCUGGGUCACCUACCCAGUUGUGCUUAUCACUUUCUCAGCCGGAUUCACACAGAUCCUGGCCCCUCAGGCUGUUGGAUCGGGCAUCCCUGAGAUGAAGACCAUCCUUCGGGGAGUGGUGCUAAAAGAAUACCUCACCCUCAAGACCUUUGUUGCUAAGGUCAUUGGGCUGACCUGUGCCCUGGGCAGUGGGAUGCCCCUGGGCAAAGAGGGCCCUUUUGUGCAUAUUGCAAGCAUGUGUGCUGCUCUGCUCAGCAAGUUCCUCUCCCUCUUUGGGGGUAUCUAUGAGAAUGAAUCUCGGAACACAGAGAUGCUGGCGGCUGCCUGUGCUGUGGGAGUGGGCUGCUGCUUUGCCGCACCUAUCGGAGGCGUGCUAUUCAGCAUAGAGGUCACCUCUACCUUUUUCGCUGUGCGCAACUACUGGCGGGGCUUCUUUGCAGCCACCUUCAGUGCCUUCAUCUUCCGGGUCUUAGCAGUCUGGAACAGGGAUGAAGAGACCAUUACUGCUCUCUUCAAAACUCGGUUCAGGCUGGACUUCCCCUUCGACCUGCAGGAACUGCCAGCGUUUGCUGUCAUUGGUAUUGCUAGUGGCUUUGGAGGAGCCCUCUUUGUCUACCUGAACCGGAAGAUUGUCCAGGUGAUGCGGAAGCAGAAGACCAUCAACCGCUUCCUCAUGAGGAAGCGCCUGCUCUUCCCAGCACUGGUGACCCUGCUCAUCUCCACUCUGACCUUUCCCCCUGGCUUUGGACAGUUCAUGGCUGGACAGCUGUCACAGAAAGAGACACUGGUCACCCUGUUUGACAACCGGACAUGGGUCCGCCAGGGCCUGGUGGAGGAUCUAGAACUUCCCAGCACCUCACAGGCCUGGAGCCCACCGCGCGCCAAUGUCUUCCUCACUCUGGUCAUCUUUAUUCUCAUGAAGUUCUGGAUGUCUGCACUGGCUACCACCAUCCCAGUGCCCUGUGGGGCCUUCAUGCCUGUCUUUGUCAUUGGAGCAGCAUUUGGACGCCUGGUGGGUGAAAGCAUGGCUGCCUGGUUCCCAGAUGGCAUUCACACAGACAGUAGCACCUACCGAAUUGUGCCUGGAGGCUAUGCAGUGGUUGGGGCUGCUGCGCUGGCAGGAGCAGUGACACACACAGUGUCCACGGCCGUGAUCGUGUUCGAGCUCACAGGCCAGAUCGCCCACAUUCUACCUGUCAUGAUUGCUGUCAUCCUGGCCAAUGCCGUUGCCCAGAGCCUGCAGCCCUCCCUCUACGACAGCAUCAUCAGGAUCAAAAAGCUGCCCUACCUGCCUGAGCUGGGCUGGGGCCGCCACCAGCAGUACCGGGUGCGAGUGGAGGACAUCAUGGUUCGGGACGUUCCCCAUGUGGCCCUCAGCUGCACCUUCCGGGACCUGCGGGUAGCACUGCACAGGACCAAGGGCCGUAUGUUGGCCUUAGUGGAGUCCCCUGAGUCCAUGAUCCUGCUUGGUUCCAUCGAGCGCUCACAGGUAGUGGCAUUACUGGGGGCCCAGCUGAGCCCAGCUCGGCGGCGGCAGUACAUGCAGGAACGGCGGAAGGUCCAGACAUCCCCGCCCUCUGACCAGGAGAGUCCUCCCAGCCCUGAGUCCUCUGUCCGCUUUCAGGUGAACACAGAGGACUCCCGUGGGGAGAUACACAAACCCCUGAAGCCUGCUCUCAAGAGGGGGCCCAGCAACACCUCAAACCACAAGGAAAGUCCCACAGGCAAUGGGGAGUCUACAGGCAUUGCCCUCAGAAGCCUCUUCUGUGGCAGUCCACCUCCGGAGGCCGCUUCCGAGCUGGAGAAAUCUGAAUCCUGUGACAAGCGCAAGCUGAAGCGGGUCCGAAUCUCCCUGGCGAGUGACUCUGGCCUGGAAGGAGAGAUGAGCCCUGAGGAGAUUCUGGAGUGGGAAGAACAGCAGCUAGAUGAACCUGUCAAUUUCAGUGACUGCAAGAUUGAUCCCGCCCCCUUCCAGCUGGUAGAACGGACCUCUUUGCACAAGACUCACACCAUCUUCUCACUGCUGGGUGUGGACCACGCUUAUGUCACCAGCAUUGGCAGACUCAUUGGAAUCGUCACCCUAAAGGAGCUCCGGAAGGCUAUUGAGGGCUCUGUCACGGCCCAGGGUGUGAAAGUCCGGCCACCUCUUGCCAGCUUCCGAGACAGUGCCACCAGCAGCAGUGACACAGAGACCACUGAGGUGCAUGCACUCUGGGGACCCCGCUCUCGCCACGGCCUUCCCCGAGAAGGCAGCCCUUCGGACAGCGAUGACAAGUGCCAGUGAGCCCCUUGAUGAAUAGCCUAGCAAAACAGUGGCCGUAUUCCUUCUGCCUUGUAGGAGGCAGCGGCAGCCAGAGCCUGGAAGCCCAGGUGCCAACUGCUCCCCUGCCAUCCUACCUACAAUCUUGACUCAGCACCCACUGCAGCAGGAAGCUCAGUACUGUCCCGGAAGGGUGGGUUGGUGUCAUGUGACCCUUGUUUCCCUUUUGCUGGGGAAAGGGGCAGAACUAAGAUGGGUUUAUACUGGAACCUACAAUGACCAGAUGUAUAUAGAGAUUUACAAAGAUUUUUAUAUUAAUUUAAUAAAACAAAUUCUUAAAUAGAACAAAAUAAACACCUAAUG